This is a messenger RNA of Microthlaspi erraticum, 708 nucleotides long. The record is from the annotation of a GenBank genome assembly. NCBI's taxonomy places the organism in Eukaryota, Viridiplantae, Streptophyta, Magnoliopsida, Brassicales, Brassicaceae.
AUGGCCUCACUGGUCUCCUGUUUUCAAACCAGGUCACCAUUUUUAGGCGACAGACGAAGUCGGUUCAAUGUCUCAACCAAGCCAUUUCCUCAAGUGUGUUUCUCCGGUAAGACCAUUGAAUGCAAGGAAUCAAGGAUAGGGAAGCAACCAAUCGCUGUACCGUCCAACGUAACCAUUUCAUUACAAGGCCAAGACUUGAAAGUGAAGGGUCCUUUGGGAGAGCUCGCUUUAACUUUCCCACCGGAAGUUGAGCUUACCAAAGAAGACUCUGGUUUCCUAAGGCUCAGAAAAACCGUGGAAACUAGAAGAGCCAACCAAAUGCAUGGCCUUUUCAGGACGCUUACGGAUAACAUGGUUGUGGGAGUAUCAAAGGGAUUUGAGAAAAAACUUGCGCUCAAAGGUGUUGGUUAUCGUGCGACAGUCCAAGGCAAAGAGUUGGUGCUGAAUGUCGGGUUUUCUCACCCGGUUAAGAUGGAGAUACCAGAUAGUCUCAAAGUGAAUGUGCAAGAGAAGGUGAUGAUUAUUCAACAAGGUCAAAAACCCAAAGAUGGUACGAUAAUAACGGUGAGUGGAUUUGAUAAGUGUGAGAUUGGGGAGUUUGCUGCUAUGGUUAGGAACUGUAGGCCGCCAGAGCCAUACAAAGGUCAUGGAGUGUCGUAUUAUGAUGAGAUCGUUCGGAUGAAGGAAGGAAAAGUUUCGAAGAAGUGA